AUGGAAGUGGACGACGCAGGCGGACAGACUCUUCAAGAGCCGAUAGAAAUUUCCAGCGAAUCGUCUCAAGACAGUCUGCCUUCGCCGAACAUUGAGCAUGUCAUGCGGCCCAAAUCGAUUCCUGAAAAUCAGCAGGAAGAGAACGACGAGUCCGUCGAAAACGACAUUGCCCAAGUAAAAAUCGACGAGCCACUACCUCCAAAAACCGAUGAAAAGCCGGCGAAAUCAGUUGGUGAACCUGCUAAGAAAAAGAAGAGAAAACGAGUUCCUCAAAGUUCAAACAAUAAUUCAGACGAAGAAGUUUCAAAAACACAAACUACCAUCACCGACCAUUUUAUGGUAAGCCCUAAAUCAGGAAAUGAAAACGAGAAGCCGAAAACGAGGGGCCGAAAAAAGUCUCGGAAGAAUUCCGACGAAGAUUUCUCCAUGGAUCCUUUCACAGAGUACGACAGAGACCCGAUUAUAAGUCUGAAAUCGGAUAACUCGAAAAAAGAACCUCGAAAAGAAAAAAAUCGGAGAGUUUUCCAAGAACUUCAGACACGCCAAUCUCGUCGGCUUCAGGAAAAAGAGCUCGAGAAAUACGAAAAUGUCCAGGAAGAAGUUGAAAUGGCCUUGACUGUAAUUGGUGAAGACAAGGAAGACUCGCAAGAACUCGGGGGCAAUAAGAAAGCCCCUGCUACGAGAAAAAUGAACGGUGGACUGACGAAUCUUGGGAACACCUGCUAUAUGAAUAGGGCUCUGUUUGCCCUUCCUGUCUUCAUCAGUUCCCUGCGCUGUUUCACCCAACAGGUCCGAGAAUCCCAACAAGAAAUCCUCCAGGACUCGCUACUAGAAGUGACUCAACAGCUGUUCGAAUCUGAAGAUCCAGAAGUUCGAGAAACGCUGAUCGCCAAGUUUCGCGAGAUCUUCAUUCGCAACCACAAUCAGUUUGAUAACAACGAUAUGCAGGAUGCCCACGAGUUCUUGAUUUCUCUAAUGGAGAGUCUAAGGCGCGAGAUUCAAGUGUACAGUUCUUGUGCUAAUUGCCCAAUCACCGAAAACUUCGAGAUCGAGCUGCUAAACGAGCGCACAUGCCGAAUCUGCAACGAAAAAUCGCACACAAGCGACAAAGAGCUGACACUGUCGAUGACAGUACCCGAGAAUAGGCAAACUGUGCAGAAUUGCAUCACGGAGCAAUUUACUUCCAGCGAGGUUGAGAAAAACUGCGUCAAGUGUGGGGAGAAUACGACGCAUGACAUCAAAACGAGAAUAUCUAAGAGUCCGAAAGUGAUGAUCAUUCAUUUCCAGCGACUCUUGACUGAGUGGAAUAGAGAAGAGAAUAGUAUUGUUUGCAAAAAAUCGUCGAACACAAUCGAUUUAUCCACCACCGUGAGUGUCAAAUACGUAGUCGACAAGAAAGCAAGAGAAAGCAAUGCUAAGCAUGUUCUCUCUCCAGGGGAACUUAUUGUGGCGAAGGAGGCGGUAGAGAAGUUACGAGUGAUUGAGACGAAAAAGACGGCUGUUGUUUCGUCGGGAAUAGGCGUUUCUGACGAUUUCUACAAAAAGAGACUUGGUGCUAGAGCUGUCAAACAACUUACAGAGGAGCAACAAAUCAAGUACGCAAUGGCUAGGUCUCUCGAAGACAGUGACGAGGAAGAGCCUCCGAAUGACGAGCCAAUGCUGGAGCCUUCUUCCAUCGAGUCAACAUCCUCGUACCUUCCCGCUGACAUAAACGAGCAGUUGAACGACAACGCCAAAAUAAAGAUCAAAGAGGAGCCGCUUUUAAACAUGAGUUACGGACUCGUCGCUACGAUUAAUCACCAUGGCAAAGAGGCAAACAGCGGACAUUACACAUCAGAUGUAUUAAACAUCUGCACACAGAGAUGGACCUCUUUCAGUGAUAAUCGAGUACGCACAAUCCAAGAAAAUACAGUACUAGGAAGGAGAAACCUCACCUACAUCCAGUUAUUUCUCGACAAAGAUGUCGCCUCACAGAUACAGCAAGUCGAAGACGAAUCGUCUUAG
Molecule: messenger RNA, 2004 nt
Organism: Oikopleura dioica
Lineage: Eukaryota; Metazoa; Chordata; Appendicularia; Copelata; Oikopleuridae
Source: the annotation of a GenBank genome assembly